Molecule: messenger RNA, 1209 nt
Organism: Ectocarpus siliculosus
Lineage: Eukaryota; Phaeophyceae; Ectocarpales; Ectocarpaceae
Source: the annotation of a GenBank genome assembly
AUGUUGGACGCCCUGUUGGGGCUGGAGAUCGGGCCGACGACGGCUAGGGACGGGGGCGAGGCGACCCCAGGGGAAGAAGACCAAGAUGACAUCACCGCCCAUGGCGGCGGUGGCGGCGAUACGGGCGAGGCGUUUUCCAUGUCAGCGAGGGACGAUGUGGUUGCCGACUCGCCGCCGUUCGGAGGGGCGGAGCUCGGCCGGCUGUGCACGCACCUGAACGACAGGAACAGGAGAGCCAAGAGGCUGGCCCAGCGGUGCCAGGAGAUGUUUCUCCGCCUUUUUUUCAAGGAUCACUCUCAAGUGGUGCAGGGGCUGGUACUGAGCCUUCGAUCGAACGGUUUCAUCGCUUACGUUCCAGCCUUCGAUGCCAAGGGACCGGUCUACAUCAGCGACAGGGACGGUCAAGUACAGGUGGACCCGGCCCUCCUUGGCUUGCCGGCGGGAGCCGGUAACCCGCCUUCGAAGGCGUUCGCAACCCUCCCGGCUUGCCGCGCUCUCCCCGGCGCUGGCGUUUCGCUCGUGUCCACGCCACCAGCCGGAAAGAGCAACGCCGUUUCGGCCUACUACAAGGCAGGAGGAGGUGGUGGGCCGGGGCGAGACGGAGAGGGGGGGGAGGAUGAAGAGGUGCUCGAGGUCAGGCCACCCCGGGGGGGAGGCGGCAAGGUGCUCAGGCUCCGAGUCCUGGACGGUGUCAGCCUUCGGCUGUCGUGCGAGGUUCUCCCGACCCAAGCGCGCCUCCCCAAGGUGCGCUUCUUGCUUGCGGGUGUGGGCAAUCACCCCGCUUCCCACAGCCCAGCCGCGGCCCCAACGGGAACAACUGCAACAACGACAUCGGCAAGAGGGACCAGGCUCGAGCACCAGAGGUCCGAGGUCGGAGCGGGGCGAGCGCUCUUCGGGGGCUUCGUGCCUCGGAGGCACGCGCCAGCAGCUUCCCUGUACGACUUCGGCGGCAAGGGCCAAGGCGCUGGGAGCGAGCAGGGAGGAGGCGAAACGGGGAGAGACGGAGGAUUCGCGGGGGUGUCGUCUCUCCCGAGCAUCUACAACCAGGGGGGAGGGAGGGGGCUCGUGCCAGCGGGGGGCGGUGGUGUCUUGGAGACGCUCGACGACGCUAGGGUGCGGCAGUACACACAGGAGGCCACCACGCGCGCGCAGAGGCUCGGGGCAGAGAAGCGGAGCUCGCGAAUAACGAAAUCGAAGAGGCAGGGAUGA